AGGCUCGGGCUCGGCCCAUAGAGGAACUGGGGCUCAGCGGCUUUGUUCCCUCCUUCAAAGGCUUCCUCCGGGUUCUCCGGCCGCCAACCACACACGUCUACGGACUUCAGCUUCGCGGCCAACGGGACGGACGCCGCCCGCUGCGGCGGCUCGACGCCCGCGGGGGCGUCUGGGAGUUGUAGUCCGGACCUGUGAGCUGACGCAGUUCGGGGCCGACCGACGGCCUAGCUAGCGCCAUUGUGUCUUCCCAGGCAUGCGUAGUGCUGCGUGAAAUCCCGUCGGGGACAGCGCCCAUCUUCUGUUUUAUCCCAUUACACCCUCUGGAGCCCAGAGCUGGCUUUGCUUGCGGUUCCACUUCCAUGGACCCGGAAGGAGCUGUGUAGUCGUGGGUCCGGAUCCUGAGAGAGACUUGGCGCUCUGGAUGUAGGACGCGGUUAAGAACACCAAACGCGUUCUGGAUUGGAGGACAUCAGAAGAUCUGUCCCCUCGCGGUUAGAGGGGAGCCUGCCUUUUUUCCUCAGCACGCUGCCUACUCCGGGGAGAGAACUUUGAGGACAGUAUGGCCUCCACGCUCCCCACAGGGUGGCCUCAUGAACCUGUGAAGUUUGAAGAUGUAUCACUGAUAUUUACCAAAGAAGAGUGGGCACAGCUGGAAUUCCAUCAGAAGUGCCUAUACAAGGAAAUCAUGCUGGAGAACUACAAUAACAUGGUUUCCGUGGAACGGCACUUUUCCAAGCCAAAUGUGAUAUCUCAGUUAGAAGAAGUAGAAGACUUCUGGCCAGUGGAGAGAGAAAUUCCUCAAGAGAUCUUUCCAGAGUCUUCUGGGCCUUCUUUGGACCCUGGAAUAAAUUCCUUUCCUGAUGAGAGUCUCUUGAUGAAGCCUUCUUUGGACCCUGGAAUAAAUUCCUUUCCUGAUGAGAAUCCCAAGAUGAAGAUCAACAUUGUUGAGGUCCUUACACUGAACAAGGAUGUGGCCGGUCCCCGGAAUGCCCUGAUUCAAUCCCUCUAUUUGAAAAGUGGAGAAGACCUGAGCCUAGGUAACCUUGAGCCAUCUCAACAGCCAAGCAAGCAUUUGACUGACACUGAAGUCGCUCACCAAAAGUUCCGACAUUUCCAGUAUGAAGAGUCAGAUGAUCCCCAGAAGGCUGUGUCUCAGCUUCGUGAGCUGUGUCACCAGUGGCUGCAGCCCAGUACACAUUCAAAGAAACAUAUCCUGGAGCUACUGGUGCUUGAGCAGUUCCUCAAUGCACUGCCUGAGAAGUUGCGGGUAUGGGUGGAGUCACAGAGCCCAGAGGAUUGCCAAGCAGCAGUGACCCUGGUGGAGAAUGUGACCUCGGUGUCUAAUGAAGAUGCUCUGCUUGCCUGCCAUAAUGAGGCCACUGAUCGACUGAAAGAGAAAAAGAAGGACAUGGCCACCUUACCAGUUACUGUACCACCUGAGGAGCCAGUAACCUUCCAGGAUGUGGCUGUGGACUUCAAUCAGGAGGAAUGGCAGCUACUAGGUCCAGUGCAGAGGACUGAGUAUCAUGAUGUGAUGCUGGAGACCUUGGGCAACUUGGUCUCAGUGGGGUGGGAGCCUACGUUGGGAAACAAAGAGUUAAGUCCAAAAUCACCCCGUUCUGUGGUAGAACCAAUUUGUGACCCAAAACCAAAAAAUUUCUCAAGGAAUGGUACCCAGUCCACUACUGUUACUGAAAAUAUCUCACAAAAUGAGGUGCAAGAAAUCCAUACCAUAGAAUCAAAUCAAGUGGAGGUUGUACAGGAAAAAGACCUCCCUCAGGAGGAGAUCUCUGAAAGCCCCCAGUCUCGGGGGCAAAUUAGGCUUCACACAAGCCAGGACUCACUCGAUGAAGUUCUUCCUAGAAAGCACUUGCAUGUAAACAGUAACCAGAAGGGCAUUGGAAAGAGGAGAGCCAAGAAAAAACACAUUUCCAUGACACGAGAUUCACCCAUAAGAAAUCAGCAAAGGGACUCUAUGGUGUGCCAAGUAGUCAGAGACGGCAGCAAUUCCAUGAAACAUAGUCCUUCUAUAGAAAACCCUCAGCAGAGUUAUGAGCAGGGUAAAGUUGGGGACAGCAGAGAUCCCAUUAUACUUAUAGCACCUGCAAAAAUUUACCAGAAAGCCACUGGCUCUGAAGCAGGCAGAGUCAGGGACAGUAGCAAUGCCAUGGAACCUGAUGCAUCUAUAAAAAUUCACCAGAAAAGUGCUGAACGGGGUAAAAUUGGGAAAAGCAGCAAUUCCAUGACACAAGGUUCAUCUAUACAAAAUCACAAGAUGGUGUCUGGGUUAGGAAAAGCCAGGGACAGGAACAGUUCCUUGGCACGUGCUUCACCUGUAAAAAUUCUCCAGAGAGACUGUGAAAGGAGUAAAGUCCGAGGAAACAGGAAUUCCUUGAAACAUGUAAGAAUUAACCAGGAUUCGAAUGGUGGAAGAGUCGGGGAAAUGAGUGCUUCCAUAAAACACAGUCCCCAUAUAAAAAUGCACCUGAAGACCUCUGAAAGAGGGAAAGGCAGGGAAACUAACACUUCCAUAAAAUAUGGUCCCCAUGUGAAAACUUACCAGAAGCGUUCUGAAGAGGGGACCACUAGGAAAGCCAGUGAUUGUAACAAAGCCAUCGGCCAUCAUGCUCAGCAGAUAUUUUUUAUAAAAAUUCAUAAGGGGAGCCAAGUUUGCCGGUGCAGUGAGUGUGGCAAACUAUUCCAGAAUGCUAGGUAUUUUUCUGUCCAUAAAAAGAUCCACACAGGAGAACGGCCUUACAAGUGUAUGGCCUGUGGGAAAGCAUUUGUUCAGAGCUCCUCCCUCACACAGCAUUAUAGAAUUCAUAGUGGAGAGAGACCAUUUGAGUGUUCAGAGUGUGGGAGGACCUUCAAUGACCGCUCAGCCAUCUCUCAACACUUGAGAACUCAUACUGGGGCUAAGCCCUACCAUUGUCAACAGUGCGGGAAAGCCUUCCGCCAGAGUUCCCACCUUACCAGGCAUCAGAGAACUCACACUGGGGAGCGCCCAUAUGUGUGCACCAAGUGUGGGAGAGCUUUCACUCAGAGCUCACACCUUAUUGGGCAUCAGAAAACACAUGGGAUUAAGUUCAAGAAGAGGCAAUCCAAACUGCAGUCCUAGUGCCUUUCAAACUACUGCCUUUUCAGCCUUGAGAUGCACUCUGCAGACUCUGAGUAAAGAGAGUCCCACACCUGAGGAACAGCUCGGGACACCACCCAGCAGGCAUGAGGGUGCCUGAAACUAUCAGGGAGUUCUUGAUUGCUUCAUUUAGCCAUUAAAGAAAAUAUAAAAUCUAAGGGGUUGGGGAUUUAGCUCAGUGGU
Onychomys torridus (southern grasshopper mouse) is the source of this 3319-nucleotide messenger RNA. It is a transcript of the gene Znf274, whose product is annotated as zinc finger protein 274. Gene Ontology annotation, molecular function: DNA-binding transcription repressor activity, RNA polymerase II-specific. The transcript is spliced from 8 exons. NCBI's taxonomy places the organism in Eukaryota, Metazoa, Chordata, Mammalia, Rodentia, Cricetidae. Gene Ontology annotation, biological process: negative regulation of transcription by RNA polymerase II. Bases 560 to 3118 code for a protein of 852 amino acids. The record is from RefSeq and is a predicted model, not a curated record.